Molecule: messenger RNA, 2262 nt
Organism: Monascus purpureus
Lineage: Eukaryota; Fungi; Ascomycota; Eurotiomycetes; Eurotiales; Aspergillaceae
Source: the annotation of a GenBank genome assembly
AUGUCUAUGUUUCGGCCAGCUGCAGAGAUUUCGUCGUCCGAUUCUCAGUCCAGCGAUGCGGAGGACGACUAUAUUGAGUUUGAGGCGUCAACUGACAAGGCCGAACAUGGCAGCCGGAGCUCUGGACGGGCGAAAGAGGAAGUUAAAAGCCUAUUUACCGUUGAUUCGGACCAGGGAAAUGCUAGUGAUGUCUCUCAGUAUAGUCUUCCGGACGUCAAGGAUAUGCUGGAUGUGGACGUCGCGGGCCAUACUAACAUGAUGACUUCUGCCUUACUGGAGUUCUACUGCCUCAGCCGAGCUGCAGAUAUUCUCAAUUCCCAGAAGGGAUCGCACAAACGAUAUACCCGUGAUUCCCCCGAGGUCCAAUAUCUCGGAAAGAAGAUGUACGCGUACAAAUGCCAAUUUUUGUCAUCUCACGGCCUGUUAGCCGGCGGAGUUGAAAAGGAAGAACUAGGUAAAACCAGACAAUACUAUCGAGAUAACCUGGAUUUACUCGGAGUUGCUGCCCUUGAAAAAAUGGAUCCCAAUGAUUUUCAGCGACAGCAGUCAUCAAUUGCAUCACCUAGAGAUCUGGAGAAGAUCUCCAAGACCUUCAGCGGCAAACAGCUUCUUACGGAUCAGGAAUCUGCCGGUUCCCCGCGGAUUGAAACGGGAAAUUGGAGUCUAGGAAAUCAAUUUUUCGACAAUGACAAAACUCGUGCGCUGGAGGAUAUUCAACUCGACAUGGGAGACUUGUUGGACCCGAUGUUGUCUAUUUUUCCAAGCUCUCCUGUCAGCUUCCCGCUAUUUAGCCCAGAACAGCCUGGAAGCAAGACUUCUCGUUAUGCAGUCGAGUUCUGUGAAGUGAAAAUUCUCGGCCGCGGUUCAUUCGGGGAGGUAUACCACGUGAGAAAUCACAUUGAUGGGCAGGAUUACGCUGUUAAGAAAAUCCCCCUUAGUCAUAAGCGACUCGAACAACUACGGUCCGGGGGACGAGAUCAACUUGAGAAGAUCAUGCGAGAAAUCCGAACCCUUGCCCGACUUGAGCAUACGAAUGUUGUCAGGUACUAUGGGGCAUGGGUGGAACAGGCCGACACUCCUAGACAUGCUGGCCGACAAUCUCCCUUGAAGACCGGGAGUGAACAUACUAAGAGUAAUCUUAUAAGUCAGGGGUCUACUAUGGAUGAGCAAAGUUUUGGUAUUGUAUUCGAGAAUUCAGAGAAGAGUACUGCAGAAUCUGAUUCUGGGGAGUACAAUGCGGAUGGUUCCGACGUGUCACGGCUCUUGAGGAACCGCAUACCAACAAAGGAUACAGGAUAUGAUGAGGAUGUCGAGUCCAUACCGCGUGAUUUCGGUACUGUAUCCCAGAGCCAACUGUCAACAAUGGGUGCUACAUAUGACAUCUUUACAGACGGAUUAAGCCAGGAAGAAAGCAAGCUGCAGAUUCAACGGAGUAACCGGCAGGGGCUACAGGCACCGGCUAUCAUCCUUCACAUUCAGAUGUCGGUACAUCCUAUAUCCCUCAGUUCCUAUUUGAAUCCGCAGUCACCAGAAACCGAUAGGCUAUCUCAUCGCCAUUGUUUCCAUCUAAUACCAUCUUUGAAACUGAUGUUGGGCAUUAUCUCUGGAGUCGAAUAUCUCCAUUCAAAAGGCAUUGUCCACCGGGACUUAAAACCGGCGAAUAUUUUCCUUUCUUCUCCAGAGGAUAAGUUACAAGAGUGUCCUACUUGUAAAAUGGAGCGUGGCACGGGCACUCCGUAUUGCCAUCCUCGCAUUGGAGACUUCGGUCUCGUCGCAGAUAUAUCGCAUUUCAAUGACGGCGAAGCAGACAGUCGCCUGGUUCUCCACCAGAAGAGUCACCGUGCGGGUCAUAUUGUUGGAACAGAAUUUUAUCGCCCAUGCGUCCACAGCGAUAAUGCAUCCUUGUAUUCAAUAGACGAAAAGCUCGAUGUAUAUGCGCUUGGCGUGAUUCUCUUUGAACUCCUAUAUCGAUUUGAUACAAAAAUGGAACGCCAGUUGGUUCUGGCACAGUUAACACGGGGUUCUAAUAAGUACAAUCACAGCUUCACCAGGCAGAUGCCAUGCUCUGGUGAUUUCAUGAAGAAGGUGGAUUUGGGAACAAUGAUGUUGGAAGAUGGUACUUCUGUGUCGGAAUUCUUGAUAGCAUGUAUCAUGGGCAUGCUCGAACCGAACCCUCAGCAGCGAUGGUCUUGCCAGGGAGUCAAAGAGAGCUUGAAGAGACUGCUGGCAGCAGUGGCAGGUGCUUAUGCGCAACAGCAGUAG